Messenger RNA from Telopea speciosissima, 777 nucleotides. RefSeq lists its product as uncharacterized. The coding region runs from base 25 to 366 and encodes 113 amino acids. NCBI's taxonomy places the organism in Eukaryota, Viridiplantae, Streptophyta, Magnoliopsida, Proteales, Proteaceae. The record is from RefSeq and is a predicted model, not a curated record. The transcript has 3 exons.
AUAGCCCUGCCCAGUUGGGAAAAAAUGGGAGGAAUGGGCUCUGAAGUCAUGCAAGCUGCCAAGGUGUAUCGCCAACUUCUCAAAUCUGUGGACAAACACAUUGGUAAGGAAGAAUACAAAAGACAUUUCAGAGAUUUCAUAGCUCAAGAAUUCCGGAAGAGCUCUGAAUUGUCUGAUCCAUUGGCUGCUCAACAAAAAAUAAAGCUGGCUCGUGAUUACACUUAUCUGCUCAACAGUGUGCACCAUCAAAUGGACUUGCUAUUCUCGUACAAUAUUGCUGUGGAUAGAACAGAUGAGAUGAAAAGAAUACUGGGGAAAUCUGCUGCAAGUGUUGGUCUAAGGCUUCCUGAUGUCUAUCAACCUUGAUGGUUGCACGGUUUCAUGGUCCUCAGGUGCUUUUGGUUAAGAAUUGUCUCUCCUAUGUAUUUUGUUUUGAAUUCUUGUGGAGCAGUUGUUCUUUGUUUUUUGUUGGACAUGUUCAUUUGACGUUGAGGCUUAUACUGGUCAUUGGUCUACCGGAUUAGAGAAUAAAGUAUACAAAGUACACAACUACUCAUGCAAAGAGACUUUCUUAUGUUCAUGAGCAUUUGCAUCUGCGGAUAUUUGUGAUGUAAUAUUGUUACAUUAAUAUCUGUUAGAAUUAUUCAUUUUCGCUCCAUUUGGUUGAAAGGGAAAAUAAAGGGAAGGGAAGUGAAAUUUUCAAAUAUAAAAAGGAAAAUUCUGUAAUCAUAACCCACAUAAUUGUAUAAACUUCUUAAAUUUUUUACCAUAUUUAGU